Molecule: messenger RNA, 1391 nt
Organism: Hevea brasiliensis (rubber tree)
Lineage: Eukaryota; Viridiplantae; Streptophyta; Magnoliopsida; Malpighiales; Euphorbiaceae
Exons: 3
Coding region: 212-1219 (335 amino acids)
Biological process (GO): protein folding
Cellular component (GO): chloroplast
Molecular function (GO): protein-folding chaperone binding; protein homodimerization activity; adenyl-nucleotide exchange factor activity
Source: RefSeq, a predicted model, not a curated record
AGGUUGGUAUUUGCGACUUCCACAGGUUGGUUUCCAGAAACUUCGUCUCCAACCAAACUAAACUCCAAAAAAACAGACCAUCCGAUUGAGGUACUCCAAUCCCAUCUUACAGUCCACAUAAAACCACACUUCAAAUUUCAUCAACCCAACUCUUUAGAGCAUCACUGCUCCCCACUCUUAUCCCUCUCUCCAAUUCCUUCUCCGUGCUUCAAUGGCCACUGUCCUCAAAACGCCGCCGUUGAAGGCGCCCCUCCCACCACGACUAGUCACCAACAAUGUUUCCUUAAAUUCCUCCAUACCCUCUUGCCUCGCAUUUAGACAUAGAAGCAUUAGCACCAAAUUUCCCCCUUCAAGUUUUCUCCAGUUCGCCGCCAAAUCGUCUCCCCGGUUUGUAAAGUUCGCUCCUUUCUCUUCUCAAGGAGAAACCGAAACUGCUGAGACCCAAGAGACGAUUCAGGAACCAGAAAUCCAGGAUUCUUCAGAUGGUGCCAGUCAGGUGGAAGAUAGUGCCAGCAGUGAAGAAGUUGCUGAUGCUAAGGAAACUCCUCCUUCAAUCAUCAUGGCUUCACUCCAGUCAUACAAAGAAGCUUUGGCAAGUAAUGACGAGUCCAAAAUUGCUGAGAUAGAAGCUUUUCUGAAAUCUGUUGAAGAUGAGAAAAUUGACCUUGAAAGGAAGGUUGCUAGUUUGACUGAAGAACUGUCAAUAGAAAAAGAUCGGGUCCUCAGGAUCAGUGCAGACUUCGACAAUUUUCGAAAGAGGACAGAGAGGGAAAGGCUUUCAUUGGUAACAAAUGCACAAGGAGAAGUUGUGGAGAGUUUGUUGCUUGUUUUGGAUAAUUUUGAGAGAGCCAAAUCCCAGAUUAAAUUUGAGACUGAAGGAGAAGAGAAGAUCAGUAACAGUUAUCAGAGCAUAUACAAGCAAUUUGUGGAAAUUCUCGGUUCACUUGGUGUUGUCCCUGUGGAGACAAUAGGGAACCCCUUUGAUCCAUUGCUGCAUGAAGCAAUUAUGCGAGAGGAUUCAACAGAAUAUGAAGAAGGUAUCAUACUUGAGGAAUUUCGCAAGGGGUUCAAGCUUGGUGAUAAGCUCUUGCGACCAUCAAUGGUGAAAGUAUCAGCUGGUCCAGGUCCUGCAAAGCCUGAAGAAGCAGGGUCAUCAGAAGGAGCUGAUACUGCAAAUGAAACUAGUGAGGAGGACAGCAAAGAACCGGAGACUUCUUGAAAGACAAGAUACUAAACCUUGACAAGUUUUGUAAAAGCAUAAGCUACAUUGUUGUGAUAUCAUUAGGACACUUGAUAGCUUUUUAUGGGAUGUGAUUUUUGCAAGGGAAAUAAUACUUUAUUUUUUGUUUGGUUUAAUAGGGUUAUUAUUCGAAGGGAAUAUCAUUUCGAGA